Messenger RNA from Acipenser ruthenus (sterlet), 1818 nucleotides. RefSeq names its product outer dense fiber protein 3-like. Bases 110 to 880 code for a protein of 256 amino acids. The transcript has 7 exons. Gene Ontology annotation, cellular component: cytoskeleton. The record is from RefSeq and is a predicted model, not a curated record. Lineage: Eukaryota; Metazoa; Chordata; Actinopteri; Acipenseriformes; Acipenseridae.
GACAAAUAUAUACACAAUCUGGUCCCUGCAUAAAUUACACGUGCUUCUGGGCAGAGUGCUGCUGGACACCUAUGCAGAGAUUACACACAGUCAUUCCAUACAAUUGAAGAUGUCAACAGAUAUGUGGGUAGGGUCUUGGAGACCUCACAAAGCAAGAGGACCAAUUGCAGCAUUCUACAACAGUCCAGGGCCAAAAUAUGCACUCCCUGGAGCCACAGGAAUUCAAUUUCAUGAUCCAAGGAAAUACAAAGCCCCUGCUUUUAGCUUUGGUACCCGUCACUGUUCAUAUUCUACCGACUGCUCCCCAGGCCCUGGGUAUCUAGUACAACCGAACAUCACCCGGACAGGGAAGGAUGGGACUCCUAUAUACUCACUUUAUGGGCGCCCCAAAGAUCUUAACCUCUUCCGAACCCCAGGACCAGGCCGAUACUCUCCGGAAAAAUCAGGGAAAUCAGCACAUUAUUCUGCCCCCGCUUACUCUCUGUCUGCACGGUCCAAAGGAUUUCGCAAUGACCAGACUCCUGGACCAGCAGCCUAUAUACUUCCAUCUGUGUUAGGACCCCGGACAGUGAACAAAACCUCUGCUCCCAACUUCAUCCUGACUGGAAGGCGCACGUUUGGGAGCUUCCAUGAGGACCUUCAGAAGACUCCUGGGCCUGGGACAUACAGAGUGAUUGACCCCUGUGCGUAUAAGUACAAGCCACCUCAUUACAGCAUGACCGGACGCAAUAGCAUGCCAGGAGACACAACAAGGAAACCAGGGCCUGGAGCUCACAGUCCAGAGAGGGUAACCAUCGCAAGUGGCAAAGCUCCCGUCUACUCGUUUGGAAUCCGACACUCGGAGUACAUGGCUCCACUCAUUGUGGAUGUACUUGAUUAAAAACCACCUCCAGCACCUUUCCCAGGAUGCACACAAUGCUCAUCUUUAUUUCAGGCUACUGCAGUAGAGACUGUAAUGUGGAUGACCAUGUCAAUGUGUAGAUCUUUUGUAGGUAUCUCUUUUUUUUUCUUAACUCUUCAAACUUUCCUUUGUUUGUGAUUGAAUUGCCUCACAUUAAGUCAAAAGUCACGAUCAUGCUCACAUUGAAACAGUCAGUUAUUAGGGGGGCUUCAAGUGAAGACUGCAAUUAAGUCAGAAAAUAGGACAUGCUAGAUCACUGUUAUAGUGUACAUAGAGAAUGUGACCAGAGAUUUUAAAAUAACUGAAUUGAAUUCGCACCCCCUAAUACGGACACCAAAAAUAAAUAAUAAUAAUAAAAAAAGACCCUGAAUGCAAGUCACAUUUAACUCUUAAUGAAAAAAACACAAUAAUUAAAGGUUACUUUUUAAUUUCUAGGUGCCAGCAGGGAACACUGUAUUACUUUACAUUAAAUAAUCAGAGUACAUCACUUACUAUAUUACAAAUGCAAAUGGGAAAAGAAGAUAUGUGCAGUGUACAGUACUUUCAGUAUUGAACGCCAGUCAUUGCAGUUUAUGGUAGCUGGGAAAGGGUAAAUUACCUUGAACUUUAUUUCAGUCUGCUUUAUUGUCCUCGUUUGUUUAACUUGGAAAACGUGACUCUGUCACGUUCGCAAACAAAAUGAGUGCAAGACAGAAAUGUGUAGUUCAUGUUAGGUUUGAGUUAGGACUUUGGAGUUUACACUAGUGGGGUUCCCGUAGUUAAACCAGGCACAGACCAUAAUAACAGUGAGUAAGGUAGAGAAUCAGAGAGCGAUGGAGAAUCUGCCAUGAAGCGGUACAUACCUUAGUGUUCCUGUUUCUUGUGCUCCUCCAGAUGGAGAAAGAAAGAUCUAUAAAUAAAUGAUUGUUCAUAUUGAA